UCUGAAACCAAAAAAAAUAAAAAAAGGAAAGCCCACAUUAAAUUACAUACUAGAGGCAAAUCUGAAAGCUCACGUUCAAAAGCUGAUCGAUAAAUGCAAAUUGCGUUUGGUUUUGCAAUACUGUUUGGAGCAAAUUGGUUACUGCAUUUUGAGUUUUGCAGUAAAAGCACUUGAACGGCGGCUACCAUCUCCACCGCUGCAGCGUCGAGAUCCACCACCGCCUUCUCUAGAAGUGAGGUAAAAGAUGAAGAAAACGGAGCAAGCCCAAAUUGGGACAAGCCGAAUUUGCCGAAUUAAUUUUUUGAAUUGAUUAGGGUUUUUUAGGCCUUAAAUCGACUUAGUUAGUAUUCGCCAGUCACUGAAACAGAUAUCCUACAUUUGCUCUUGUUUGAUUCCGUUUAAGUUGUCAUAAAAAAUAUGAAAUAGUUUCAAGGAUUAACUCUUGUAUAUUGCUAUCUGUUUUGAUGAGAUAAAAAGAUGAAGAAGACAAAGAUUGAAGCUCGCAAUAGUCCCAACAUGCGACAACAUUUCUUCAAUUUUCUACCAUCAGAAGCUUGCAAUAUUCCCAACAUGGGGCAACAUUUCUUCAAUUUUCUACCAUCAGAAAUCAUACUAAAUAUCCUCUCAAGACUUCCCACUCGAACCACUAUGAUCUGCAAGUGUGUUUGUAAGCCAUGGCUCAAUCUCCUUGCGACCAAUGAGUUCGUCAAGUCCCAUCUCUCUAAAUCAGUCCCGGGCCUUGUUGUCUUCGAGUGGAAAACGCACCCGAAGCCGCACAAAAUCGUUGAGUUUGUAAACAAGCUUGAUUUUAACUGCCAUGAGCAUCGCUGGAAUGUACUCUUUAACUUUGACCUCCCUUUUUGUGGGCCAACUCAUAGCUCAGCUAAUGGCUUGCUCUUCUUGUGUGAAGGAGAUGGUGAUAUUUUCGUAUGCAAUCCAAUCACUCGUGAGUACAUUAGGCUUCCUUCUCCUCUUCCACGGCCUUACUCCAAACCUCGGCUUCAAAGGCACACUUAUGGGUUUGGAGUGAGCAGAAGCAGUGGCAAAUUUAAGGUGGUUAGGAUUUUAUCAGCAACCCCGGAAAGACCUGAUCGAUGUGACUGCCAAGUUUAUACUGUUGGGACUGUACGAUGGAGAAGAAUUGUGUGUGGUAGCAUGCUCGAGUAUGAAGAAAGGAGUAAAGGGGCACUUCUUAAUGGAAAGCUUCAUUUCUUGGCGAGCGAGCGCUUCUCAUAUGGGGUUUCUUGCAUCGACCUUGAAACAGAGCUUUUUAGCACCUUUUCUCCUCCUCCUCUUAGUGAUCCUCACAUGACUAGAAACUUGUCUGUUUUAGGGGACUGCUUAUGUGUGUGUGAUACGGCUAGUGUGUUCCGGCCUGAUUACGAGAUUCAUCUCUGGUUGAUGAAGGAAUAUGGUAAUUAUGAAUCUUGGACAAAGGAAUUUAUCAUUCGCAAUGUUGGCAUGGAAGAUCGCUUGGGAUGUGUUUGCCCCAUCAAAGUUUUUGAAGACGGCGAUAUCGUGAUGGAAUUGGGAGGCAGACAACUGGCAUACUACUCCGGCAAGACUAAAGCUAUUCGGAGAGUUGAUCCUAAUAUCUUGAGCUGUGCAGUCGUUUAUGUCCCAAGUUUUCUUCCGCUCAAGGCUUACGCGAUGGAGAAUGUGAGCUCUUUCUGAUUUGUAGCUAUUUAUCUUUGAUGAUGAAAUGUAAUUUCUGUAUCCUUUUGGCCACCAUCUUCCUAAUGUUCUUUUCUGAUUUCUUGAUAUGAAGAAUUGGAAAGUUUACCUUUUGGUGCAGAGAAGUUCAGAGUAAAUUAUCAAAAAUUGUAAAGUGUGUUAAUGCCUAUAUAUGGACACAACUCUGUUUUCUAGAAGGAUCAAUAAUUUUUCA
Messenger RNA from Salvia miltiorrhiza (redroot sage), 1888 nucleotides. Its product is annotated as F-box/kelch-repeat protein At3g06240-like. The record is from RefSeq and is a predicted model, not a curated record. The transcript is spliced from 2 exons. Gene Ontology annotation, molecular function: protein binding. Lineage: Eukaryota; Viridiplantae; Streptophyta; Magnoliopsida; Lamiales; Lamiaceae. The coding region runs from base 478 to 1674 and encodes 398 amino acids.